This is a messenger RNA of Rattus norvegicus (Norway rat), 7467 nucleotides long. It is a transcript of the gene Prr12, whose product is annotated as proline rich 12. Gene Ontology annotation, biological process: intracellular protein localization. The coding region runs from base 451 to 6549 and encodes 2032 amino acids. The record is from RefSeq and is marked validated. NCBI's taxonomy places the organism in Eukaryota, Metazoa, Chordata, Mammalia, Rodentia, Muridae. The transcript is spliced from 14 exons.
CUCCCCCAGCCGCCUUGUGCAAAGAUGGCUGCACCGUGAACGCAGAGGAGGAGGAGGCGGCGGCGGCGGCGGCGAAAGAGCGAGCACCCAGCGCCCGCACCCACUCCGGGGCCGUCCGGGACGCCCCCUCCCGAGCGCGCUUCCCCCUUCUCUCUUGCAAGCGCCGGGGCAAAGGCGGAGACAGCGGGGUCCCUCCUCCCCCCUUUCCCUCCUCCAGGGGGAACCCCCCCUCCUUGGCUCAGCGGCUGCACCCCUCCUUUGCCCGCCCCUCCGUCCCUGCCCCCUCCCUCCCCCGCCCGGGGCCUUCCCGGGCCUUCGGUGGCCGCAAAGAAAAAAAAAGAGAAAGGGUGGAAAAAAGCAGCGGAGGGAGCGGCGGCGGAGGAGAGCGCGCGCGCUCCCCCUCCUUUCCCCCUCCCUCCCCCUCCCCCCAAUUUCCACCGCGGCCAAUUCAUGGACAGGAACUACCCCAGCGCCGGCUUCGGGGACCCGCUCGGCGCCGGGGCGGGAUGGAGUUACGAGAGGUCAGCGAAAGCUAGCUUGGUCUACGGCAGCUCCCGGACUUCCCACCCAGAAACCGACAUCUUGCAUCGUCAGGCCUACGCUGCCCCCCACCCACUACAAAGCUAUGCCACCAACCACCACCCAGCAGGCCUCUCUGGACUUUUUGACACUGGCCUCCACCACGCGGGCUCAGCAGGGCCCGACGCCUCCGUCAUGAACCUCAUCUCGGCCCUGGAGUCCCGGGGCCCCCAGCCUGGCCCUUCCGCCUCCUCACUCCUUUCCCAGUUCCGAAGUCCUUCCUGGCAGACAGCCAUGCACACACCAGGCCCCACGGAACUCUUCAUCUCUGGUGCCCUCCCAGGUUCCAGCACCUUCCCGUCUUCCUCUGCCCUGUCUGCCUACCAGCACCCGGCUUCCUUCGGCAGCCGCCCCUUCCCAGUGCCCUCAUCCCUCAGCCUCCAGGAUCCACCCUUCAGUCCUCCUGCUAAUGGGCUCUUGUCCCCCCAUGAUGUGCUCCACCUGAAGCCCUCCCAGGCUCCUACAGUGCCCUCUUCAUUGGGUUUUGAGCGCCUGGCAGGGGGUGGUGUCUUGGGGCCUGCGGGCCUUGGUCCUGCUCAGACUCCCCCUUACCGUCCUGGUCCCCCAGAUCCACCUCCACCUCCCCGCCACCUCCCGACUCAGUUCAAUCUGCUGGCUUCUUCUUCUGCUGCCACAGCUGCCGAGCCAUCUUCCCCUCAGCUCUACAACUUCUCGGGUGCUGCCCCGGGUCCACCGCCGGAGCGGGCCCUGCCCCGACAGGACACGGUCAUCAAACACUAUCAGCGGCCUGCCAGUGCCCAGCCCCCACCGCCCCCACCACCAGCCCAUUCCCUGCAGCACUAUCUGAGCUGUGGAGGCAGCUAUCCCUCAAUGGGCCACCGGGCCAGCUUGGCUUGCAGCCCUCUGGGAGGUGGGGAACCCUCUCCAGGGGCUGGAGAACCUAGCAAGGGUGGGCCUAGUGGGGCCACAGCUGGAGCAGCUGGUCGGGCUGCAGGCCCGGAGACGGCUGGGGGAGGUGCAGCUGCAGGUGGUGGUGGGUACCGCCCUAUCAUCCAGUCCCCUGGUUAUAAGACGAGUAAGGGAGGUUAUGGACCAGCUACAGGAGGUGCCACCAGACCCCCACCACCUCGAUCCACCGCCACACCCAAGUGUCAGAGCCUGGGUGGACCAGCAGCUGCUUACGCCACUGGGAAAGCCUCUGGGGCUGGUGGGGCUGGGAGCCAGGCAUAUUCUCCUGGCCAGCCCCAAGGGCUUCUGGGACCCCAGGCCUAUGGGCAAGGAUUUGGAGGGGGUCAAGCACAGGACUUGAGCAAAGGCCCUAACUAUUCUGGGGGUCCCCCUCAGCCCCCCAGUGGUCCCCCACCUCCUGGCCUGGCUACCUGUCAGAGUUACUCUCCAGACCAGCUUCAGGGUCAGCUCUAUGGGGUACAGAGUGAGCCUUACCCAGGGCCAGCUGCCCAUUCACAGGGGCUCCCCACAGCCAGCCCUUCCCUCAGCUACAGUACUGGUCACUCCCCUGCUCUCUCGGGCCAUGGAGGUGGCUGGGGACCCAGUUCUCUGGGAGGUGGUGGGGAGGCCAGCCCAUCUCACAUUAUCCGGCCCCUCCAGUCACCGCCUGCUACUGGCCGCCCUCCUGGCGUUGGCUCUCCAGGAGCCCCUGGCAAAUACUUAAGUUCAGUCUUAGCUUCGGCUCCAUUCCUGGCACCCCCCGGAGCUAGCAGCUAUGCAGCUGGAGCCGGUGGCUACAAGGGAAAAGGUGACGGCUCCGAGCUGCUUGCCGGCCCUGGUGGUGCUGCCGCUGAGCGCACGGAAGAUGAAGAAUUUCUGAUUCAGCACCUGCUUCAGGCACCCAGCCCACCUCGGACCUCAGGGGCAGAUGGCUUGGUAGGUGAGGAUGGGCCUGCUGAUGCCUCCAAGGGACUUGGGGGCAGUGGUGGAGCCGGAGGACCGCCAGGCACACCCUACGAAUUAGCCAAGGAAGAUCCCCAGAGGUACCACCUGCAAAGCGUCAUCAGGACUAGUGCCAGUCUGGACGAGGGUGCCACGGCCGCCCUGGAGCUGGGCCUGGGGAGGAUGAAGGACAAGAAGAAGGGGCCAGAGCGGGGCGGCGAAACUCCUGAGGGGCUAGCCACCUCAGUUGUUCACUAUGGAGCCGGUGCCAAGGAGCUCGGAGCCUUCUUGCAGAAGAGCCCACCUCCCCCACCACCCACGGCCCAGGCAACCCAGCCAACGCCCCACGGCCUCCUCUUGGAGGCUGGAGGUCCUGACCUUCCAAUGGUGCUGCCUCCACCUCCUCCCCAGCUGCUCCCUUCUGUGCUCAGCCAUGCCCCCAGCCCCUCAUCCAGUGCCCCCAAAGUCGGCGUUCACCUCCUCGAGCCAGGCACCCGGGAUGGGGCUCCCCAGCCGCCGCCGCCCCCACCCCCACCACCUAUGCCUCUGCAGCUUGAAGCCCACCUUCGCGGCCAUGGCCUGGAACCCACAGCCCCAAGUCCUCGCUUACGACCUGAGGAAAGCCUGGAACCUCCUGGAGCCAUGCAAGAACUACUUGGGGCCCUGGAACCAUUGCCACCAGGGCCUGGGGAUACCGGUGUGGGACCACCUAACCCAGAGGGCAAGGAUCCUACAGGCGCCUACCGAAGCCCCAGCCCUCAAGGGACCAAGGCACCGCGGUUCGUACCCCUCACGUCUAUCUGCUUCCCCGACUCAUUGCUUCAGGAUGAGGAGCGGAGCUUUUUCCCCACCAUGGAGGAGAUGUUUGGUGGAGGGGCAGCCGAUGACUAUGGCAAGGCUGGACAAACCGAAGAUGAUGGAGAUCCCAAAACUGGUGCUGGUCCACCCCCUGGUCCCACUGCUUACGAUCCCUAUGGCCCCUACUGUGGAGGCCGGGCGUCUGGAACUGGACCAGAGACUCCAGGCCUGGGUCUGGACCCCAACAAACCGCCCGAGCUCCCCUCCACAGUCAACGCAGAGCCACUGGGCCUGAUCCAGAGUGGGCCACACCAGUCGGCGCCCCCACCUCCCCCUCCGCCGCCGCCACCACCACCCGUCUCUGAGCCCAAGGGUGGCCUCACCUCGCCCAUCUUCUGCUCAACCAAGCCAAAGAAGCUGCUGAAGACGUCCUCUUUCCACCUGCUACGCCGCCGAGAUCCCCCCUUCCAGACGCCCAAGAAGCUGUAUGCGCAGGAGUACGAGUUUGAGGCCGAUGAGGACAAAGCCGACGUACCCGCAGAUAUCCGCCUAAACCCGAGGCGUCUGCCCGACCUGGUGUCUAGUUGUCGCUCCCGGCCGGCCCUCUCACCGCUGGGAGAUAUAGACUUCUGCCCACCCAACCCUGGCCCUGAUGGCCCUCGUCGUCGUGGCCGCAAGCCCACCAAGGCAAAGAGAGACGGCCCUCCCCGACCCAGGGGGAGGCCCAGGAUUCGUCCACUGGAGGGCCCUGCCAUGGCAGGUCCAGCCUCAGCCUCCAUAACCACUGACGGGGCCAAGAAACCUCGGGGCCGGGGCCGGGGCAGAGGCAGGAAGGCUGAGGAAAUGGGAGGUACCCGGUUGGAGCCUCUGAAGCCGCUUAAGAUCAAGCUGUCUGUGCCCAAGGUCGGUGAGGGUCUGGGAGCACCCUCCAACGAUGUCAUCUCGGGUGUAGACCACAACAGCCUGGAUUCCAACCUGACCCGGGAGAAAAUUGAGGCCAAGAUCAAGGAGGUAGAGGAGAAACAGCCGGAGAUGAAGUCAGGCUUCAUGGCUUCUUUCCUUGACUUUCUCAAGUCAGGCAAGCGGCACCCACCAGUCUACCAAGCUGGCCUGACGCCACCACUAAGCCCCCCUAAGAGUGUGCCAGCCUCUGUGCCCACCCGAGGCCUGCAGCCCCCACCACCCACCGUGCCCACUGUGCCGCACCCGGCACCUUCUGGUCCUUUUGGCCUGGGAGGUGCCUUAGAGGCUGCGGAGAGCGAGGGGCUGGGGCUUGGCUGCCCUUCGCCCUGCAAGCGACUGGACGAAGAGCUGAAGCGCAACCUAGAGACGCUGCCUUCCUUCUCCUCGGAUGAAGAAGACUCCGUGGCCAAGAACCGAGACCUGCAGGAGAGCAUUUCCUCAGCCAUCUCGGCCCUGGACGAUCCACCCCUCACAGGGCCUAAGGACACGUCCACACCGGAGGAGCCACCUCUAGACACUGGACCUACAGCCUCCGGUCCACCCCCUCUCCCAAGUCUGCCCAGCACCAACAGCAAUGGCACGCCUGAGCCCCCGCUGUUGGAGGAGAAGCCCCCACCUACUCCACCUCCUGCCCCAACACCUCAGCCGGCCCCACCUCCACCCCCACCCCCAGUUCCAGCCUUGCCCUCACCUGCCCCACUGGUGACUCCUGUGGCUAGCUCACCUCCACCACCACAGCCACCGCCUCCACCAGCGCUGCCCUCACCACCUCCACCGCCCCCGCCAGCACCCACAACUGUCCCACCAGUCGCCCCUCCAGAGGAGCCUGCUGCCCCGUCUCCAGAGGACCCUGAACCCCCAGAUGCUCGGCCUUUGCACCUGGCCAAGAAGCAGGAGACAGCAGCUGUGUGCGGGGAGACGGAUGAGGAGGCUGGGGAGAGUGGCGGAGAGGGCAUCUUCCGAGAGCGGGAUGAGUUCGUCAUUCGUGCGGAGGACAUACCCUCCCUCAAGCUGGCCCUGCAGACUGGCCGGGAGCCCCCACCCAUCUGGCGUGUCCAGAAGGCCCUUCUGCAGAAGUUCACUCCAGAGAUCAAGGAUGGCCAGAGGCAGUUUUGUGCUACCAGUAAUUAUUUGGGUUAUUUUGGGGAUGCAAAAAACCGGUACCAGCGCCUCUAUGUGAAGUUCUUGGAGAAUGUCAACAAGAAGGAUUAUGUGAGGGUGUGCGCCCGGAAACCCUGGCACCGGCCCCCACUGCCAGUCAGACGGUCUGGUCAGACCAAGGGCCCUACCCCUGUUGGGGGCAAUGCUGCACCUCCCUCUAAAGUCCCAGCCCCACCUCCUAAGCCUGAGACCCCUGAGAAAAUGACGUCAGAGAAGCCUCCAGAGCCAACACCUGAGCCUGCUGUACCCGAGCCCCCUGCCCCAGAGAAGCCAUCCCCACCUCGACCUGCGGAGAAGGAGAAGGAGAAGGAGAAAGAGAGGGUAACCCGUGGUGGUGAUCGGCCUUUGCGGAGCGAACGGGCCGCCAGUGGGCGGCAAAUGCGGACUGACCGGAGCCUAGCCCCAGGGCAGUCCACCACCUCCCGGCUGCCCAAAGCCAGGCCCUCGAAGGUCAAGGCCGAGCCGCCUCCAAAGAAGAGGAAGAAGUGGCUGAAGGAGGCAGUGGGCAGUGCCUCAGCGGGUGAUGGCCCUGGGUGCAGCUCAUCAGACUCCGAGUCCUCCCCUGGUGCACCCAGCGAGGACGAGCGGGCAGUUCCAGGACGGCUGCUGAAGACACGGGCCAUGCGGGAGAUGUACAGGAGCUAUGUGGAGAUGCUGGUGAGCACAGCCCUGGACCCAGACAUGAUCCAGGCCCUGGAAGACACACAUGAUGAACUCUAUCUUCCACCCAUGCGGAAGAUUGACGGCCUCCUCAAUGAGCACAAGAAAAAGGUCCUGAAGCGGCUGUCACUGAGCCCAGCGCUGCAGGAUGCCCUGCACACGUUCCCACAGCUGCAGGUGGAGCAGACUGGAGAAGGCUCCCCCGAAGAGGGAGCUGUGCGGCUGCGGCCUGCAGGGGAGCCCUAUAACCGAAAGACCCUCAGCAAGCUCAAGAGAAGUGUUGUGCGGGCCCAGGAGUUCAAGGUGGAGCUGGAGAAGUCGGGGUACUACACCCUCUACCACUCUCUGCACCACUACAAAUACCACACGUUUCUGCGCUGCCGAGACCAGACCCUGGCCAUCGAGGGUGGUGCUGAGGACCUGGGUCAAGAGGAGGUAGUCCAGCAGUGCAUGAGGAACCAGCCAUGGCUAGAACAGCUGUUCGACUCCUUCAGUGACCUGCUGGCCCAAGCACAGGCCCAUAGCCGCUGUGGGUGACCACACCCUGCCUGGCGAGGGGGACACCUCCUCCAUGAACUGAGAACUGGACAGAACUGUCCUCCGGAGCUGACUCCUAGGCUCCCUUGCUGCCAGGAGGGAAGGGGUCGUCCUCAGCCAGGGUGUGUCCACACAGCCCCCUCUACUCCCUUUCACACCCUCCCCCAUUCGUGUACAGAGAAAUUAUUUAUAUAUAUGUAUAAAUGUCUAUUUAGUAACACUUGCCCUGUCCCCUGGCCCAGCCCCCCCAACACAGCCAUCGCCCCUGCCCCUCCACCGUGUACAUAAUGUAUAGGAAAAUUCUAUGUAUGGUUGAGGGAGGCAGGGCGGCUUGAGAGAACCGGGGAACCCCCUCUCCCCUCCAAGCUCCCCCUCCGGGCCAACAUCUUUGCUAAAGGCUGCUCCCCAAGGGCGUGUGGUGUUGGGUGGGAGGGGCCAAACAUCUUGUUAAUUAUUUUUAAUCUUAUUUAUUGUACAUACCCGGGGUAGGGGUGGGGUGGAGAGGGAAGGCGAGAAGACUCCCCUUGUCCUGCCCCUCCUGUUCCUUUUCUACAGCGAUCUGUCUCCCCGGCCCUCCGCCCUGCUUCCCUUUGUCUUCUCAAUGUGGUUCUAUUUUUUAAUGCCUCUCUCUGCCCCGGCCCUGCUCCCUCCUGCCCUCUUCCCUCCUCUCCUUGACCUCCUGCUCUUCUUACUCGGCGCUGUACAACUCACCUUGUAUACACUGUGUACACACAACCAGCCAAACGAAACCCAACAGCAACACUUUACCAGCAGGCUGGAGUGCUCUGUCUGCGGCGGUGGGUGGGCCUGGGCAGUGGGAGCAAGGAUUGGCAAAGAAACCCGGAUGAAGCCCGCUUAGGUAUAGAGCCCAGGGACCGUGUAUGUGUGACCCCGAAAUCUAAUGACCUCAAACAAGCA